Neurospora hispaniola is the source of this 1092-nucleotide messenger RNA. Its product is annotated as glycoside hydrolase. The coding region runs from base 271 to 993 and encodes 240 amino acids. The record is from RefSeq and is a predicted model, not a curated record. The transcript has 2 exons. NCBI's taxonomy places the organism in Eukaryota, Fungi, Ascomycota, Sordariomycetes, Sordariales, Sordariaceae.
AUCCAGUUGGAGGAAUCCGGAUGUUUAGCUUGGGAAUUAUGCGAAAUGGCAAGCAAGUGCCGAUGAAUACCAACAAAGCAGUGCCGCCCAAUCUAUCCUAUCCCAGACUCUGUGGUGCGUUACAUGGUCUCGUAAUGUCGUUGAGAAAAGAAGUAAGAGAUAUAAAAGGCAGAGACGUCUCACUUCUUCUGCGUGGUUCACCUCCAGUCCAUCAGUCACCACACUAUUGUUUCCAAACACAGACAAACAUACCCUCAACAGCCAGCCAUCAUGCGCUUCGAUCUCCUUGCUCUCUCGGCCUUCGCGCCGCUCGUUGCCGCCCACGGUGCCGUAACCAGCUAUAUCAUCGAUGGCACUACCUACCCAGGCUACGAGGGUUUCUCACCUGCCAGCUCCCCCAAGACCAUCCAGUUCCAAUGGCCCAACUACGAUCCGACCAUGACUGUCUCCGACGCCAAGAUGCGCUGCAACGGCGGUACCUCCGCCCAGCUGAGCGCCACCGUGCAAGCCGGCUCCAACGUCACCGCCGUCUGGAAGCAAUGGACGCACGAACAAGGCCCCGUUCAGGUGUGGUUGUUCAAGUGCCCCGGCGCCUUUGGUCCGUCCUGCAAGGGCGACGGAAAGGGCUGGUUCAAGAUCGAUGAGAUGGGCAUGUGGGGAGGCAAGCUGAACAGCGCAAACUGGGGAACCGCCUUGAUUGUGAAGAACCACAAAUGGAGUAGCGAGAUUCCCAGGAACAUGGCACCCGGGAAUUACCUGAUCAGGCAUGAGCUGCUGGCUCUGCAUCAGGCCAAUACGCCGCAGUUUUAUGCCGAGUGUGCGCAGAUUGUGGUCCAGGGCUCGGGCAAUGCGGUUCCGCCUAGCGAUUAUUUGUAUUCAAUCCCGACCUAUGCGCCUCAGAAUGACCCCGGCGUGACGAUCGAUAUCUACUCGAGCAAGGCCACAACAUAUACUCCUCCUGGUGGUCGCGUUUGGUCUGGAUUCCAGUUUUAAAAGAUUCGGGCAUGGCUGCAUGGCCCCAGCAGUGACAAGACAAAUAAUCAUGAUGAAACACAAGUGCCUCUCUAGCAUCCAAAGGUUUGAUAUGUAGGG